CGAAGCUCACCUGACUCACCUGAGACAAACCAGGAACAGUUAGUGGUUGUUCCUCCCUGCAGAGAGACACACGGACUGAAAGACAGACGAUCAGAUUCACCUUCAGACCAAACUAACUCCUUCCUCUGAGUUCAGCUACAGGAGAGAAAAGAGGGAGCUACAACACUGCUGCUUCAACCUGCUGACCCCCCCACCCUGAAGCUUCACUCAGAGACAACAUGGUAUCCGGUCUGUCAGGAAGUCUUCAGAGAUCCUGUCCUCCUGUCCUGCUGCCACAGCUUCUGUAGAGCCUGUCUGCAGAACUGGUGGAGAGAGAAACCAACACGAGAGUGUCCAGUUUGUAAGACAGAAUCUUCAAGAGGAGAACCCCCCUGUAACCUGGUGCUGAAGAACCUGUGUGAAGCUCUUUGAAGAAGUUAAAGUGAAGUUUGAUCAGACAGCAGGACACAUGGAGGCCCAGGCCCGACGCACAGAGCUGCAGAUUAAGGAGCAGUUUAAGAAGCUUCACCAGUUUCUGGAAGAGGAAGAGGAGGCCAGGAUGGCUGCACUGAGGGAGGAAGAGGAGCAGAAGAGGAGGAUGAUGGAGGAGACGAUGGAGGCUGUGAGCAGAGAGAUAGCAGCUCUUUCACACACAGUCAGAGCCACAGAGGAGGAGCUGAGAGCUGAACACGUCUCCUUCCUGCACAACUGCAAGGCUGCAGUGGAGAGGCUGCAGCGCCCCCUGCUGGAGGAUCCACAGCUGCCCUCAGGGGCUCUGAUAGACCAGGCCAAACACCUGGGCAACCUCAGCUUCGUCAGGGCCUUCUCUGCUAGCCCUGUAACUAACAAAAUAAAGUGUGUGUAAAAGGCUUUUCUUGAGUAUUUAGUUAUAACUUUUAAUCGUAUAAUAUCCUCAAAAGUGGAACAAGUACACUUGUUGAGGCUGUACUGGAUUUCCCUACAUCAAAAAGUCUGUUAAACACCUUUAUUUUAGUUGGCGGGGGCCCUUUUGAAAGAGAACACAUUGUAUUUGUAAUAAGCAUUAGUGACAGAUUCAUCAGCCAAUCACAUUUUGAUGUUCAAUGACGCCCCCUGGGCCUAGCAGCGUGUCCUGAGCUGCCCUAAACUUCUGUCGUGAACUCCCUUCACAGCUAUAGAGCGAAACAAACAUGGCUGCCGCUGCCAGUGCCGAAGCAAGUCUUAUUGCCAGUCCACUGAAAACACCUUUUUCAAGGCGUCCUUUUGGAGAAAAAGCGAAAUAUUUAAAAAAGGAAGACUAACAGUACAGGUGAUCUCCUGACUGCAGACGGUAUGGCAGAACUGGAUGCACUCACAUGCCUGAUCCUAACUAUCCCAGUGUCUGCAGCCUCAGUGGAGUGCUCGGAUAGAAACCUACACAAGGAACACAACUGGACAAGUAAGACUGUCUUUUUUGGCGUCUCUCUCCAUUGACAAAGGACUGCUCAAUCAACUGGAAAGGACAUCUACAUGAUGCGGUGAUUGAGCGCUUUCUUAAAAAAGACCGACGCGUGGACUUUGUUUACAAGUGACGGCUGAGUGCUACUGUUCGCGUCUUUCAGAGUGACGUGACACCAGUGCACAGUGACACGAGUAAUAGCAGAGGACUUUCUUGCUUUGGCUGGAAUGGAGACAUGCGAUAUGUAUUUAUGUGCUUUUCAAUUGUUUACUGAAGGCCCUGUCUGCACCCCCACGGUACGCUACUGACUGCAGGAGAAGAGGAGGGCCUCUUUAAAUCACUGGGGACGUUUCAUGAUAUCUGUGCUCUAAAUCUCAGGUGUUAUGAGAUUGUAAAUACUUCACAUUAGAUAUGGAGGAGCCUGUUUAUUAGAGGUCCUUUAAUGAACCUCUUCAGAGUCCACACCGUGUUCCUGUCUGUCUGCUUCUGCUGAUCUGUCGGCCGUCCAGCUCCUCAGCACUCUGUACUACUGUCAUACUGACCUCUGAAGUAUCCCCAUUGACCAAUCACAAUUCAGUAUUCAACUAAACCAUGUCAUAAGUCAUUUUACGCAGGGUCCUUGUUUUCAAUAAAGACUUAACCAUUCAGAUGAAAUGUUCCUCAGGGUUAGCUGACCCACAUUGGUUCUUGGAACCGGGACCUUCUCUUACAGUAACGGACGCAUGUUGCUGUUUGGGAUCAUUUGUGUGAGUGUAAAGGUCAAUGUAGGUCAACGUCUCCUUCUUCACAUUAACUCAUUUUUCUAU
Eleginops maclovinus (Patagonian blennie) is the source of this 2202-nucleotide messenger RNA. Its product is annotated as E3 ubiquitin-protein ligase TRIM35-like. Gene Ontology annotation, molecular function: ubiquitin protein ligase activity. The record is from RefSeq and is a predicted model, not a curated record. Gene Ontology annotation, biological process: protein ubiquitination. Bases 449 to 844 code for a protein of 131 amino acids. The transcript has 2 exons. Lineage: Eukaryota; Metazoa; Chordata; Actinopteri; Perciformes; Eleginopidae. Gene Ontology annotation, cellular component: cytoplasm.